AUGUCUUCAAGAACCCUUCAGUCUCCAAUACGGGAGAAAUUGAAACUGGAGGAGCCUAUUUAUGGAGACAAGCACGCGUUAGGUUCAAUUCUUAAGAUUAAACUGAAGAAUUUCAUGGCUUUUGAUAAAAUAACGGUAUGCCCUGGUCCAGGAACAAACUUGAUUCUUGGUACCAAUGGAAGUGGAAAGUCAUCAAUUAUUGCAGCAAUUGGUAUUUGCUUUGGUGCUUCGCCAGCAAUGAUUAAUAAUUCAUCGAAACUUUCAAAUUUCAUUAGAGCCGGAUGUGAAACAGCAAAGAUUCGGAUAAUUCUUAAAGCAGAUCCACUUAUAACUAUACUUUGCACUUUAGAAAAAUCAGCUACAAAACCAACAUGGAGAUAUCGUCAGAAAAAGCAAACAUUCAAAGAGCUUUCACCAGUAGACCUACAAAAAUUAAUGGAAACAUUGAAAAUUCAUGUUGAUAAUAUUUGCAUGUAUUUACCUCAAGAAAGAGUGAAAGAAUUUGCUGCAUUAAAGCCAAAAGAGCUCUUAGAUACUACACUGACUAUUAUCAGUCCGGAUCUUGCAGCUGAAAAGCUAAAAAUUCAAAAAUCAAUGGAUGAUGUAUCGAAAAAACGAGAAGCUUUAGCAGAUCUUGAAGAAAACUACAACAGAUACAAAACAAUAGUUGAACAGAAGUCGAAUGAUGUCAGUAGACUUGAUAAAAGAGAAAAAACAGAACAACAAAUUCAAGAAGUCGAAUUUCGCAUAAAAAUGGUCAAUGCUGAAGAAACUCAGAUCCAAUAUCAUGCUCUAAAGAAAACUCUUCGUGAAAAUCAAGUUGUUAUCCAAGAUUUGGAAAAUACGAAAAAAGAUUUGUGUAAACAGUUGGAAACUUGCAAAACUAAUCUCCAAAUUGUUUCUGAUUAUAAAACAGUUGCUGAGAGAGAAUUUAAAAACAUGCAAUCCAAAGUUAUUGAUUAUCAAAAUUAUUUCACAAACAUGACAGGCAAAAAACGCGAAGCCGCAAACAAACUAAGGGUUUCUCAAGAAAUGUUAGCUCAAAAGUCCGAAAACAUGAAGCAAAUCAGCGAUAACAUUAAAAAAAUCCAAGAUGAAGCAAUUCCUGAAGAAGAAAAGCGAUUAUUGGCCGAACGAGCCAAAGAACUUAAAGAAAAACUUCAUUCAUAUAAAACAGCUCUAACGGAGAAGAAACAAUUGAUAGAAGAAGAAAUGAAAGUUAUUAAAGAAUGUAACAAUGAAAUUUCUAACAUAAAAUCAAAGCUUUCGCAACUAAAGAACCAGAAGAAUCAAAUUAUUGAUAAGAUUAUAGAGAAACAUCACAGAGAAGACAUAAAAACUUUAUGUGAUUUUAUAUCUCAAAAUAAAACCCAUUUUAAGGGCGAAGUCUAUGGACCGGCAAUAUCAGAAAUCAAUUUUCCUGAUCCUUACUACGCAAAAUACUUUUUUGACGCUGUUGAUCCAAAUUUUCAAUUUGCAUUCAUUUGCGAACACCCAGAUGACCAAGAUGAAUUAAUGGCUUUUUGCAAGCAAUACAAAUUAUCACAAAUUACGCUUGUAAGAGUUACAGAAGAUAAGCGUCCUCCAUUUAAUCGAUCACCUGAAUUCGCAAGGCUCGGAUUUAAUCAUUGGCUAUCAGAAGUAUAUGACGCGCCUGAUCUAGUUAAGAAAUUUUUCAAUGUUUUGGGUUGGCUCGACAGAAAUCCUUGCUCAGAUCAAGAAAUAUCAUGCGAACCGCAAGAUCUUUUCCAUUUGGGUGUCCGCAGAUACUUUAUUCAAGGUUAUGUCUAUCGAAUCUACAGUUCAAGAUAUCAUCAAGGUGCUAUUAGCACAUUUAUCAAAGCUGUUAAACCUUCGUAUCUUUGGACUGGGGUGAAUUCGUCUAGUGCUAUUAAUAGCCAGUUGCUGCGGGCAAAUAUCGAAAAAUGUGAAGAAAGAAAACAAAUUGCAGAAAAUCAGAAGAAAGAUCUAGAUCGAGAACUGAAUACAUUGAACGACGAAUGCGGAAAAAUACAAUCGGAACUUCAAUCCAUUGUUUCUCGUUUGAAUACAGCAAGAAAUUCAAAAGAAAAGCUUAAAAAGGCCCAAGAAACUAUCGAACGAUUGCAAAAUGAACUUGAAGAUAUUAUGGAGAAACCGAGAAUGUACAAGGACAAACUUAAAAAGUUAAAUGAUGCUUUAGCUGAUCAAUUAAUGAAAUUAUAUGAAGUUUUACGCCAAAUGAAAGACCAAAUCUUUCAUAUCGACAAGAGAACAGCAGAACUAGAAAAAUUAGAAGCCCAAAAAGACGAUCUCGAGAGAAGAUAUCGCGAAAGUGUUUUAAAGUACCAACAAGCGAACAACCAAUACACCAAUGACUGCCAGAAGUACAUGCAAUUAAAGGAGAUUAUCAAAGAACUCAGACAAGAAAGAAAAGUUUCUUUUACUCAAGAACAAAGAGAGAACAUAAACAACCUUCCUAGUGAUUUAGAGCAGCUUCUUUCGAUGAGGAGUGAACUUAAGACAAGAUUGUCCGCAAUACAAUCGAUAAGACCCGAAAUCAGACAAGAAUACGAAGAUGCAAAGAAAAAGUUGGACGCAGCCGAUACAGAAAAGAGUACUUUGGUUGGUAAAAUCGAGAUUUUGGCCGCAAAGAACCUCGAAAACCAACAAAUUUGGCAAAGAUCUGCAAAUGACAUUUUGAAACCGCUUGGAGCCACUUUUAAGAAGAUGAUGACGGAAUGUGGCUUCAAUGGAAACGUAAGAUUAUCUGCAGAACGCGAGAAAAUGGACAUGAGUUUCCAAAUUGAUUUAAUGGUUUCAUUUAAGAAAGAUACCGAAAUGACAGCAUUGAGUUCAACAAGGCAAAGUGGUGGAGAGAAGAGUGUUGCAACUCUUUUAUAUCUACUGGCUUUGCAGAGUUGUACUCCAUUUCCAUUUCGAGUUAUUGAUGAAAUCAACCAAGGAAUGGACGAAGAAAAUGAAGUGGCCACAUUCACACACGCAAUGAACUGCGCAAUGGGACAAGGAAAUGACACUCAGUAUUUCUUAGUUUCUCCUAAAUUGCAUGAAAAUCUACAUAUCCCUGAAGAAGUAACUGUUCUUCUUGUAUUGAGCGGACCAUGGAUUCAAGAAAAACUCGAUAAACCAGUUUUAUUGAGAAGAUAUUCUGAAAAAGAAUAA
Messenger RNA from Trichomonas vaginalis G3, 3162 nucleotides. RefSeq names its product structural maintenance of chromosomes protein 5 family. Bases 1 to 3162 code for a protein of 1053 amino acids. The record is from RefSeq and is a predicted model, not a curated record. Gene Ontology annotation, molecular function: ATP hydrolysis activity; ATP binding. The transcript has a single exon. NCBI's taxonomy places the organism in Eukaryota, Parabasalia, Trichomonadida, Trichomonadidae. Gene Ontology annotation, biological process: double-strand break repair via homologous recombination. Gene Ontology annotation, cellular component: Smc5-Smc6 complex.